AUGCAAUCCAUUGCUGUAAGACCACAUGAAAAUCUCACACGGGUAAUGAAAGAUCCAAAGCGCUCACGAACACCAUUGACAAAAUAUUUCACAAUGAAUGCAACAAUUAAUGGUGGCACCAAUCUUUUAUAUGGUGAAUUCCCAGAGCACUACAGAUGGGAUGCAAUUACAAAAGAGUGGGUUCAAAGGAAAACAACACUCAUUAUUGUUGGGAGGAUAACAUUUGUCAUACCUGCUGAAAGUGAACGUUAUUUCCUCCGACUUUUACUGCUUAACAUCAGAAAUUCAAAAUCUUUUUUAGACAUACGCACGGUUGAUAAUUAUGUCUGUGCUACAUUUCAAGAAACUACCAAACGACUUGGUCUUUUAGAAGAUGAUGGUGCUGCAUCUAUAUGCUUAGCCGAAGCUGCAAAAGUACAGUUACCAAAUGCUUUGAGACGAUUUUUUGCAACAGUUCUGAUUUUCUAUCAACCAAGUGAUCCAUCUGCUUUAUGGGAUAAAUAUUACACAGCAUUGUCAGAAGAUUUCAGAAAAACAAGAGAUAUAGCAGAUGCCCUAAAUGCAGCUAUUCCUCAAGAAUUCAUAAAUACAAAAGAACGUUUGAAUGCAGCUCUAUUCAAAGCAUUUGAUUCCAUAAUGAAACACAUACAUGAAGGAAAAGGAGGUGCUUUUUUCAUUGAUGGACCAGGUGGCACAGGGAAGACCUGUUUAUACAAUUGUUUAUUUGCAGAAAUUCGUAUGAUGAAUAAAAUUGUAUUUCCAACUGCAACAUCUGGAAUAGCAGCAUCAAAUCUUCCUUCAGGGAGAACAGCUCAUUCAAGAUUUAAAAUACCAGUUGAUCAUGAGAACUCUUUCACAUGUCAUGUGCCAAAACAAGGUAGUUUAGCACAGUUAAUAAAAGAGACGACUUUGAUUAUCUGGGAUGAGGCUUCUAUGGCCAACAAGGCAAAUUUUCAGGCCCUUGAUUUGCUGCUACAUGAUAUAUGUGAAAAUACAACACUUUUUGGUGAAAACCAGCGAGCUCGUGAAGACCCUACAUUCUGUUCAUUUUUGUUAUCUCUUAGCAAUGGUGAAUUACAAACAAAUGAGUGUGAUUAUAUAAAACUGCCUGAUGGAAUGAUUCGACACUUGGUCAUGGAAAAAUAUCCCAUUUUGGAGAUUAUAAAUGCAACAUUUCCAGAAGUUGAGAAAGGAACAAUAACAUCAGAUAUCUUUGCAGAUAGGGCAAUUUUAACUCCGAUGAAUGAUGAUGUGGAUUUAGUGAAUUCAGUUUUAAUUGAUCAGUUUCCAGGAGAAACAAUGACUUAUAAAAGUUUUGAUGUAAUGCUCAAUGAUACAUGCAAUAUUUAUCCGAUAGAGUUUAUAAAUAAACUUUGUCCAGGAGGAAUGAGUCCCCAUGAGCUUGUCCUUAAGAAGGAUUGUCCAGUAAUUUUGUUACUCAACAUAAUGCCUUCUGAAGGACUUUGUAAUGGUACAAGACUGAUUUGUAAAACUUUUCUACUCAACAUUAUUGUCUGUGAAAUUUCUGUUGGACAAUACAAGGGUACAACUGUUUUUGUGCAUCGGGCAAAUCUACGCCCUCCAGCAAAUAACAGCUAUCCCUUUGCUUUUGAAAGGAAACAAUUUCCAAUCAAACUAUGUUUUACCAUGACAAUUAUUCAAUCACAAGAGCAGACAUUGAAUCAAGUAUCAAUAUAUCUUCCUCGGCCAUGUUUCUCUCAUGGUCAGUUGUAUGUGGCUCUAUCUCAUGCUAAAAAGGCUGAAGAUGUUGUGGUAUAUACCACCAAACCACCUGAAGGGUAUCACUUGAACUCAAUUAGAAAUGUAGUAUCUUUUGAUAUUUUGAAGUAUUCGCAAAUAAUUUAG
Chenopodium quinoa (quinoa) is the source of this 1866-nucleotide messenger RNA. RefSeq lists its product as uncharacterized. The record is from RefSeq and is a predicted model, not a curated record. NCBI's taxonomy places the organism in Eukaryota, Viridiplantae, Streptophyta, Magnoliopsida, Caryophyllales, Amaranthaceae. Gene Ontology annotation, molecular function: DNA helicase activity. Bases 1 to 1866 code for a protein of 621 amino acids. Gene Ontology annotation, biological process: telomere maintenance; DNA repair. The transcript is spliced from 3 exons.